UUACAAUCGGACCAGGCCAUGUGAGUCAUGAUGACGCUAGAGGGUCUCUGUAUAAAUAACUUCAUCUUUGUUAUAGUUCUGCCCAGACCUCAGAGGGGAUAGAAGAGACUCACAUGAGACACGGUUCUGCAGUUUGGCUUUCACCGGGAACUUCACAAAAAAAUGGAGCGCCUGGAAAACUCCACAACAGCAACUGAGCGUCUCUUCUCACACACUGGGAGCGCGGCGGAGUCCAAGGCCGCCAAACUGGGCGACGGGAACGCAUACCUGUACGUACUGAUAGUCAUGUCUUUCUACGGAGUGUUCCUCUGCGGUAUCAUGCUGGGCUACUUCCGCUCCAAGAGGAGGGAGAAGAGGAGGAUCAACAUCUUCACGCGCCUGGUGCACGAGGAGGAGCAGAGGGAGUGGGGCGCUCUGCCCGAGAAGCACAGCGUCAGCUUCUCGUCUACAGUAUCGGGGCUUCGCGUUGUGCAGGUUUCCUUGCCGUUCUGUGGUAACCAUGGCAACCUCUCCGGAGCCCUACGUCACGAGGGCUUUCUGCCGUCUCCGCUGGCGUGCGCGCUGUGCGCAGAGCAAAGCAGCGUUAGCUCCCUGUGCUCCUCCGCGGAUACGCGCCUGACCAUUGAGGAGGAGGAGGUCGAUACCGGGGCGGCGGAAGGACAGAAGGGGAACCUGAAGGCUGAACAAGCGGAGCACAGCGGAGACGAUUCAGGCUGAGCUUUACCGUGACAAAUAAAUAAAUAAAUAAAACUACAAGAUAAAAGAUGAGAAAACUGCUUGAGGGAUACCCAAAAUGGCCUCAAAAGCUCUAUUAUUGGGGCCCCAACGGGGACAGUCGGCAGCUUUGAAGCCCUAAGUUUGUUAGUGCAACUCCACAAACAUCAUCCGUGUCAUAGUAUGGAGGAGUGUAGACAUUGUAGAUCCACACAUUAUUAUUUUUUGUUUGUUGCAUGUACCUAACGACGCUUCUUUCAGCUUUAUGACAAGUUCAUCACAAUGCAGACCUUAGCAUUCACAGGUCAUAUAAGCUGCACAUUUCUCUAAAUGUCAACUCACCUCUACCUUUGGUUCAAACAGUUGUUUGCUGCCCUGUUAAAUGCAGCUUUUCUUUCUAGAACUCAGAGCUGAUUCAGAUUAGAGUUGUAUUCUACUGUGUGGGAAUGAAUUUGGCUCUCUCUCUCACACACACACACACACACACACACACACACACACACACACACCUGUCCCUGCUGCUGCUGCUGCUGCUGCCACCUCGCUGGUUUGGCCUGAUGACUCAUCCUGCAGGAGGCUUGAAUGGAAGACUGGUUUUGUGUUUUGCUCUUAAGCAGAACUUGACUUCAAGUACUGAAACAUACCUGGAACCCACUUGAAAGGUUGUCUGAAAUAAAAGGAGUUUGUUGUAGCUUCAUGGUGGACAAAUAUCUGUUCACAAACAAGCAAUAGAUUAGGUUUACUUGAUAAAAACAAUGCACUGUAGGGUAUAUGAACGUGUGUUAUUGUCACCUUUACAUUUUCAAGUUAAAAUGGAGACUUUGGAGUGUUAAAAGAAACAAUAAAUGCAUUUAAAAUGUGA
This is a messenger RNA of Girardinichthys multiradiatus, 1576 nucleotides long. RefSeq names its product potassium voltage-gated channel, Isk-related family, member 4 (gene kcne4). Gene Ontology annotation, cellular component: membrane. Bases 163 to 717 code for a protein of 184 amino acids. Lineage: Eukaryota; Metazoa; Chordata; Actinopteri; Cyprinodontiformes; Goodeidae. The transcript has 2 exons. Gene Ontology annotation, biological process: regulation of ventricular cardiac muscle cell membrane repolarization; membrane repolarization during action potential; ventricular cardiac muscle cell action potential. Gene Ontology annotation, molecular function: potassium channel regulator activity; transmembrane transporter binding; voltage-gated potassium channel activity involved in ventricular cardiac muscle cell action potential repolarization. The record is from RefSeq and is a predicted model, not a curated record.